Striga hermonthica is the source of this 522-nucleotide messenger RNA. The record is from the annotation of a GenBank genome assembly. NCBI's taxonomy places the organism in Eukaryota, Viridiplantae, Streptophyta, Magnoliopsida, Lamiales, Orobanchaceae.
AUGCAAGGCUCCGCCAACCCCAUGCAUAUAUGUAUAUCCGACCACAAUUUGUUCAUCAAGUGUUUCUUAUCAUCACAAGAUGCUCUGCAGGAUGAUUUAACCGUCACACUUUUACAACAAUGCCGCCAGUCCCAAUACACUGUUCAGACAAUAAUCGAGACAGCCGGGGACAAUGAGGCCCUUCUGUUUGAAGCACUGAACGUGAAUGACGAGAUCCAGAAAGUCCUGUCUAAAUACGAGGAAAUGAAGAAGCCCCUCGAUGUCCCACAGGAGCCUGAGCCUGCCAUGAUACCAGUUGCAGUGGAGCCCGAUGAGUCCCCACGGGCCGGGAAAGAAGAAACUCUCGUUAGAAAACCUUUGGGCUCCCGGCCCGGAAGCCAUGGAGGAAAUAGCAACAAUGAUGACAUGUUGGACGAUCUUGAUGAGAUGAUCUUUGGUAAGAAAGCUAGCGGUGGGACCUCCGAGUCGGGAGGUGAAGGGAAGAAAUCUCAGCCAUCGAAAGAUGAUCUCAUCUCGUUUUGA